Messenger RNA from Eruca vesicaria subsp. sativa (arugula), 765 nucleotides. Lineage: Eukaryota; Viridiplantae; Streptophyta; Magnoliopsida; Brassicales; Brassicaceae. The record is from the annotation of a GenBank genome assembly.
AUGCUCUCGUCUUCCCCUAGAAUCCAGAUUCAGCUCAGCGAAGCUUUAGCCGUCAUCGAUAAACACAAUUUCCCGAGACAUUGGCCUGGUUUUCUUCCGGAGCUCGUCUCCAGCCUCCAGAAAGCUUCUCUCGUUGGAGAUUACGGUUCAGUUAACGAAAUUUUAGGGACGGCUAAUUCCAUUUUCAAGAACUUUAGGCAUCAGUUUAGAACCGAUGAGCUGUUUCUUGAUAUUAAGUAUUGCCUUGGGAUUUUCACUCUUCCGUUGGAAGAUAUCUUCACUAAAACUGAUUCCUUGAUUAAUGAUUCCGCUAUGAGUGGAUCAGUAACAAACAUUAAACCUUUAUUUGAGUGUCAGAAGCUUUGCUGCAGGAUAUUUUUCUCGUUGAACUUUCAGGACUUGCCUGGGUUCUUCGAGGAUCAUAUGAACAAGUGGAUGGAAGUGUUUCAGAAAUGUUUAUCGUCGAAUUUCCCUGCCUUGGAAAGCACAGAAGAUGGGUUGAAGCUUGUGGAUGCGCUGUUCUGUAAAUGUUUUGUUUGGAUGUUAGGGAAGAAGUUGGAAGAGUCUGGGGUUCUCACUGAGUCUCUAAGGUUAAGAAGUAACACGUGGGGUCUUCACAUGCCGCUUGUUUGUCCUGAUGGUGCAGUUGUUGCUUAUGCUUGGAAGAGACAGCUUGCUGGCCAAGCUGGUGCUUCUGCUGUUGAUAUAACUAGGUUAUCUCUCAAGGCUUUCACGGAUCAAAAGAGGUGUUUUCCCUCACAUUGA